AUGGCACACACUCAUUCUACCAACACUGCGCAACUACGUCAAUACUUCGAACAUCCUCGAUGUCAACAGUUUCAACGACAGAAUGGUAUCACCAGACGUCGUACAGACGGAAGUCCUGCUGCUAUUUCUGGUGAAUAUACAGGCGAUGAUAAUGCAGCUGUCUCAGAUAAUUUUGACAAGGAAGCCCCAGAAAAAUCCCUUUCACCAUUAUUAUUAUUGGGAUUAAUGUAUACCUAUACUAUUUCUGGGGCCUAUGCCAUUGAAGAAAGUGUCAUGGGUGGUGGUCCAUUAUUGGCACUCGCCUCCAUCGUUUUCAUUCCAAUAUUUAUGGCAGCACCGACUGCUGUUGUGGUUACGGAACUGGCUGCAGCCAUUCCUUCUAAUGCUUCUGUGUUAAUUUGGACUCAAGUUUCCUUUUCUCGUGUGAUUUAUUUCGCAAGUGUACUUCAAACACUUUUGCUCACUUUUGUUGAUAAUGCACUAUUUCCAGUGCUUGUCUCUGAAUACGUUUGUACUUCCGUUGAGUGUACAACUUGGCAGAACAAAAUGCUUCGAACUGCUAUGCUUCUUUUUACAUAUAUUUUAAAUAUUAUUGGAGUUAAAACAGUUGGAUGGGUAAGUGUUGCUGUUUCUGUUGCUACAGUUGUCCCAGUUUCUCUGUUAUUUGUUCUGCAUUUAUUUCAGACUGGUUUCUAUUUAAAUUGGCCAGCUAUAAGUUUUAUUCCUGAUGAAAUUGAUUGGCCAACUUUCAUUGCUACAGCAUCUUGGAAUCUAUGCGGUCUCGAACAAGUUGCUACUGUGACAGAAGAAACCAAAACACCUCAUAAAACUAUUAUGCGUGCACUUAUACCACUUAUGGGAUUGGCAUUUCUUACUUAUAUUCCACCUAUUUUAACAGGAGCAAGUACGAGAAAGGGAUUACCUGAUAUUUCUGAAUGGACAACCGGAUACUGGGCAGAAGUUGCCCUGACAGUUGGAGGAAUCCCUCUUCAAGUUCUUGUUGUUGUUGCAAGUGCUUUUUCUGCUUUUGGUCUUACCAUGUCCGCUUUAUGUACAACCACUCAAGUUAUUGCAGGUACCGCACUCACUGGAGUUUUCCCAGAACCAAUAGGUCGAAUACUAUAUCAGCGUAAUAAACGCUUUGGUACAUAUCACUGGACAUUAACUAUCAAUGCGUUGAUUACAGGAAUCUUUGGAAUUGUAUUGGAUUUUGGACCUCUUGUUAAAGUUGAUCAAGUCUUAUAUGGUGUGCGAAUUGUAAUGCUUUACAUGUCUUUUGUGAUCAUUCGAUAUCGCUAUCCACACUUGGAUCGGCCUUACAGAGUCCCACUGGAGGGAUAUCAACUUUUAAUCUUUAUUAUUCCAGGAUUAUUAUUUACGGCGUUGACUGUGGUGGCAAUGAUGGAAGAUACGCAAACAAUCAUUGUUAAUGUUUCCGUUUUGGUGGGAUCUUUUGUGAUAUCAGGAAUUUACUGCACUUUUAUUCACAAGGAAGAGUUUCAUGGAGGAAUCGUGACAGAGCCACUUCAUCAGGUAACAGCAGAAGACGACGACGAAGAAGAAAAGUAA
Molecule: messenger RNA, 1569 nt
Organism: Trypanosoma theileri
Lineage: Eukaryota; Euglenozoa; Kinetoplastea; Trypanosomatida; Trypanosomatidae
Product: putative amino acid permease/transporter
Exons: 1
Coding region: 1-1569 (522 amino acids)
Biological process (GO): transmembrane transport
Cellular component (GO): membrane
Molecular function (GO): transmembrane transporter activity
Source: RefSeq, a predicted model, not a curated record